AGGAGAUGGCGGUGGAGAUGGAGGAGGAGAUGGAGGUAGUGGAGAUGGAGGAGGAGGUGGAGAUGGAGAUGGAGGAGGAGAUGGAGGAGGAGGUGGAGAUGGAGAUGGAGGAGGAGAUGGAGGAGGAGAUGGAGGAGGAGAUGGAGGAGGAGAUGGCGGUGGAGAUGGAGGAGGAGAUGGCGGUGGAGAUGGAGGAGGAGAUGGCGGUGGAGAUGGAGGAGGAGGAGAUGGAGGUGGAGCUGGUGGAGGAGAUGGAGGCAGUAAAAUUAGCACCAUGUGUAAGGAGUGUGUUAAGUGAAACGGUCCUGAGCGUUUGUAAUGAACUCGACUCUGGACGGUUUUCAGGAAGCAUUUUCUGUUCAUAAUUGAGCAACAGGAGUUUCUGAGGAUUUCUGAGAAUUCUGAGGUGUUUCUGUAGAAUAUUUCCGGUUAUGAACUCUCGUGUUGAGGAACAGAUUCCUAUUGUAGUUUUCCACUCUUCCUCUCUGGUCUGGCCUCGGCGCUGUAGGUUUCCAUUCUGCUCGGCUGUAACUCGACGCCCCGUGUCUGACGUCUGUAAUCGAGUCCUCCUCCCUGACGCUGAUUCAGCUCCUCCUCCGGUUCUCCAAGCAUCUCUUAUUGGCUUUCAGAGGAAAAUAUUACAAGCUCGGGAUUUUGAAAACUUGUGCAGGAGUCCUGCAGCGAGUCAGCGAUGCACGACAGGUUUUUAUUUAAACUCGAGGAAAAAGAGGGUUGAGUUUUAAUUUUAUUCUAAAGAUCAUUAUAUAGAAAUUAGAAGCAGUUAUAAAGUCGAAGGAUGAACGUACGGUUUAUUAGAGAAUAUUCAUCUCACUUUCUUUUGCAGCUUGGGGAAGAAUUGAACAUAUUAAAUGUCUUGUUACUAUAAAUGACAUUUCUUAAUCUUUGUUCUUUUUCCUAAGUGUGUGUAAGAGCCGUAUCAUACAUCACGCGUGUACAUAGUGUACGUGUCCCCUACAUACAGUAGAUGGUACGCUGGAGUCAGUGAUGAAGAGGAAACAGCAGUGCGAUUUUCAUCCUCCUGUAUUUAUGCAAAUUUUCACGUUACACAGAAGAAAACAUUCUGAAUGUAAAUGAUGAGAAUAAACCAAUACUAAAGAGCACAUGAUGAUCGUCGCUCGUCUUUAGUUAAUGGAAGUAAGGGCGGUUUUCCUUCAGUGUUAGGAUGGAAGUGCUUGUGUAUCUGGAUCUACACGACUGUGAGCUCUUCAGUCCUGCUCCGCUUUGUCGUGUCUCUCGUGUAGGCGUAUCACAAAUAAUGAUAAGACAAUGCACUUCUACAAGAUAAUGGAGGUGUCUACCGUCUUGGUGUUCUGAAAGCUGCUUCAACUUCAUCACAUACUCUGAUUUCUAAUUUCUGAAGACCGUAGAUAUGUAAAAAAUGUGUUCUUACCGGCUCUUAUGCAGUAAUAUCAGUUCUGGAAUCAGAAUGUAAAUGUAUGUAAAUGUUAAACAUCAUUCAGUAAUGAUCUAAUUGUGCCACACUCUCAUGCUGAGCGCUUUACACCGACUGCAAAUGCUUGUGCACCCAGGACAGAACGAAGACACAACACUUAAAAUGCAUUUAUUUAAUUAUUUACUUAAAGUGGGAUUUCACAGAUCCGUUAUUAUUAGUGAAGAUUAAAAUGUACAUUUUAGAAGAAUAUAUAUCAAACCAAAGAGAGACAGACAGAGAGAGUGAGGGAGUGAGACAGAGACGGACAGAGAGAGACACAGAGAGACAGUCAGACAUUGAGAGAGUGAGAGAGAGACAGACUGACAGUGAGAGUGAGAGAGAGACAGACAGACAGAGAGAGACACAGAGAGACAGACAGACAUUGAGAGAGUGAGAGAGAGACAGACUGACAGUGAGAGAGUGAGUGAGUGAAUGAGAGAGAGAGCGUGAGAGAGAGACAAACAGACAGACAGAAAAUGUACCUCGACUUUCCAAUUCAUUGACAAAAACAGAAUUCCAAGCUCUUUAACAUCUAUCUAUCUUUCUUUCUUUCUGUCAGCAGGGGAUGUAAACCUUUGCACACAAAUGUAGCGAAGACCUCUGGUUUGCGUUAUAAAGAAGUUUAAUGGGCGUGUCAGUUUGUUAGUCGAUAAAUAAAUAAUAUACCAACACAGUUGUGUAUAAGUGUGUCGAGCGGGAUAUUUCCAUACGCAGCCGAGCGAUGUUUCAGUUGUGUCCCUGUACGACUCGCUGUGGAGGAAGAGGAAAUGUUUACGUUUACACCAGAAACUGCAGCAUUGUAGGCAAAUGUUUUGGAAGCAUGCAUGGUUGUUGUAGAGGACCGUGGUGUACAUGCAUUCGGAGGUUUGUAACGCUCAUGUGGUAGAAAUGUUUUUAAUAAAAGCUCAGUGUAAUGGUUUGGUGAUGGUUUCAGUGAAUCCAGUUUAAACUGGAGCGUUCUUUUGGGUUGAAUAACGUGAACGUGCGGUUUGAAGAUUCGGAAUGUUUCUCCUCCUGGUUUGUCCCUCUGUGUAAUCUCCAGGCAGCAGAGUGAAACAUUAACGCGGUGUUUAAACCCAGACGAGGCUUUGUGUAAUUACUGUGUUAAAGCUCUUGACCGAAGUGGACGUGCUUUGUGUGAAGACUGACGGAGUGAGUCAUCUGCAGUACAUUAACAGGAAGAUUUCAGCUCUUCUGCUUCACUGAUUUAAGCUUCAAGCAGUUGCUGAGAUCUUCUCCUGAUUCUGAAUCCGAGUGUAACAGAGGAAUCGGAGGAAAGCGAACUUCACAGGAAAGAGCAGACGGCAUUGGUUUUUAGUCACACGAACAAACUCGGGUUUGUUGUCAUGGUAACUUAACGUUCAUCUUGGUUAAGACUCCCACUGGAGGGCUGGAAGAUCUGUUCAUCUUAGUCUCUACUGAAUUGUCCUGAUGAGAAACUGAGUCAGAGUCAGUGGAGCUGAUGAAGAAACUCAGAAUAAUGAAUUUGCAUUAAAGCAUGAAACUGACUGACAAGAUCGAACCGAGCAGCUGAUCUGCAUGACUUUAGCCAAUAGACCCUUAUUUACAUGUCAUGGGGAAACGACACUUUUAGGUGUUUUUGAUGUUGGAGGUGUUUGGUGUGUUGGAGGUGUUUUUGAUGUUUAGGGGUGUUUGGUGUAUUGGAGGUGGUGUUGGUGUGUUGGGGGGGUUUGGUGUGUUGGAAGUGUUUUUGAUGUUUGGUGUGUUGGAGGUGUGUUUGAUGUUUGGGGUGUUGGGUUUUUUUUUUAAUGUUUGGUGUGUUGGAGGUGUUUUUGAUGUUUGGGGUGUUGGGGGUGUUUGGUGUGUUGUAAGUGUGUUUGAUGUUUGGGGUGUUGGGGGGGUUUGGUGUGUUGUAAGUGUGU
Messenger RNA from Ictalurus punctatus (channel catfish), 3336 nucleotides. RefSeq lists its product as uncharacterized. The transcript has a single exon. Lineage: Eukaryota; Metazoa; Chordata; Actinopteri; Siluriformes; Ictaluridae. The record is from RefSeq and is a predicted model, not a curated record. Bases 6 to 365 code for a protein of 119 amino acids.